Molecule: messenger RNA, 910 nt
Organism: Archocentrus centrarchus (flier cichlid)
Lineage: Eukaryota; Metazoa; Chordata; Actinopteri; Cichliformes; Cichlidae
Gene: utp11
Product: UTP11 small subunit processome component
Exons: 8
Coding region: 140-904 (254 amino acids)
Biological process (GO): rRNA processing
Cellular component (GO): small-subunit processome; nucleolus
Source: RefSeq, a predicted model, not a curated record
UUCAUUCACAGGGAAGCACCAAAAACCAGAAGCAGCAGGAGACUUUCAGUGGAUGUCUCCGUGUGUGCGGCAUAAGCCUUAAAUACAUCUGCUCUGCUGUUUCUUUCUGCGUUUAUACGCUCGGGGUCGUUUUUAAAACAUGUCUUCGUUCAGAAAGGCGCUGAAAUCUCGACAGAGAAACCACCAUGAAAGAUCGCAGCCCGGCUUCAGGAAGCAUUUGGGAUUGCUGGAGAAGAAAAAAGACUACAAACUUCGUGCAGAUGAUUAUCACAAGAAACGGAACACGCUCGCUGCUCUGCGGAAGAAAGCUCUGGAGAAGAAUCCAGAUGAGUUUUACUUCAAGAUGAUCAGCUCUCCUCUGCAGGAUGGAGUUCACAUAAAUAAAAAACCCAAGGAGGUGGAGCAGGUGACCGAGGAACAGAAGAAAGUGAUGAGGACGCAGGAUAUCAAAUAUGUGGAGAUGAAAAGGGUUGCAGAAGUUAAGAAAAUUGAGAGGCUGAAAGGAGAGCUCCAUCUUCUGGAUGCAGAGAGCAAACCAAAAAACAAGCACACGUUUUUUGUGGAUUCCAAGAAAGAAGUGCAGUCAUUUAGCCUGGCAGAUCACCUCAACACAGCUCCAGAGCUGGUGGACAGAGUGUACAACAGACCAACUCUGGAAACACUGGAAACUAAGAGCAUACAGGGAGCUGUAGACCCCCACAGUGUGAAGAAACUGGCAAAACAAAGGAAACAUCAAUACAAGAUUCUUUCCCAGAGGAUUGACAGAGAAAAGAAAAUGUUUGUCAUCAGCCAGAAAAUCCAGACCCGCAAGGACCUGCAGGAUAAGUGCAAGAAAGUGAAGGUAAAGAAGGAGACAACCAGUUCUGCAGCUAUUUACAAGUUUGAGGCCAAGAGGAAACGCUGACAAGGG